AUGGGACAAGGUCAAAGUAUCCCCGGUCACGACUGCCUACUCGCAGCAGUCGGUUACAACUCGAAUCUCGUGGCUUUCCAAGGCGACGCCUUCUUUCACUUCCGGGCGCCACCGGUUUACAACCUAGACCAUCCAGUGACUCCAAUUGCGGUCACUUUUCCAGAGAACUCGGAGCAGAUCGCCAGCAUCGUUCAAUGUGCCGCAAACAAUGGUUACAAAGUCCAGCCGCGUAGUGGCGGUCAUAGCUACGGCAACUACGGUCUGGGAGGAAUUGAUGGCGAAGUGGUCGUCGACUUGAAGAAUCUUCAGGAUUUCUCAAUUGAUCCCAUUACGCAGAUCGCCACCGUAGGUUCGGGGACCUUGCUUGGAGAUCUUCACUCGCGACUUUACAACGCCGGUCACAGAGCUGUGGCACACGGCGCAUGUCUCAAUGUUGGCACGGGUGGCCACUUUACGAUUGGCGGGCUUGGUACAAUGUCACGACAAUGGGGGAUGGCUCUCGACCAUAUCAGAGAAGCUGAAGUGGUGCUUGCAAAUGGAACCAUCAUCAAUGCAGCACCCUCCCAGAAUGCAGAUGUUCUGUUCGCCAUUAAGGGUGCCGCUGCGAGUUUUGGUAUCGUCACCAAAUUCAAGCUUCAGACUCAUCCAGCACCCACACAAGCCGUGCAGUAUUCAUACACCCUCAACACAGGGACCACCGCAGAGAGAGCUCAGCUUUUCAAGGACUGGCAGCGGUUCAUCUUUACCAAGAACCUUACCCGCCGAGUCUCGAGUGAGCUCGUUGUGUUCGAGUCCGGGAUCCUGCUUUCGGGAACGUUCUUUGGGUCACGCGAUGAGUGGAAGACCUUGGAAAGAGAGAUGAACUUCCCGGCUGCGGAUAAAGGAAGCAUCAUUGUGCUGACGGAUUGGCUGGGUAUGAUUGCGAGUCAAGCCGAAGACCUCAUCUUUCAGGUUGUCGGGGGUAUCCCCUGUGCGUUCUAUGCAAAGUCCAUGUCUUUCACGGAUACAAUCCCGGACGGAAACAUAGAUUCCCUCUUUAAGUACCUCGACUCGACCACCAAGGGUACACCGGCCUGGUUCAUCAUCUUCGAUCUGGAAGCAGGUGCCACUAACGACGUGCCCAUGAAUGCCACGGCUUACGCGCAUCGCGAGACAAUCAUGUGGAUGCAGUCCUACGCGGUCAGCCUCCUGGGGCCCGUCUCACAGACCACUAAGGGAUUUCUGAAUGAGAUCAGCAAUGUGGUCUCUGCCUCUCGUCCAGGUGCCUUCUACGGCGCGUAUCCCGGCUAUGUCGAUCCCUUGCUCGAAAAUGCCCAGCAAGCCUAUUGGGGGUCGAAUCUUCCGAGAUUGCAGAACAUCAAGGUUCAGAUUGACCCGAAUGAUAUUUUCCACAAUCCACAAAGCGUUCAGAUCCUCCCAGAUCAUCUUUGA
This is a messenger RNA of Penicillium daleae, 1431 nucleotides long. Its product is annotated as FAD-binding oxidoreductase. The transcript has 2 exons. Bases 1 to 1431 code for a protein of 476 amino acids. NCBI's taxonomy places the organism in Eukaryota, Fungi, Ascomycota, Eurotiomycetes, Eurotiales, Aspergillaceae. The record is from RefSeq and is a predicted model, not a curated record. Gene Ontology annotation, molecular function: FAD binding; oxidoreductase activity.